Molecule: messenger RNA, 828 nt
Organism: Daucus carota subsp. sativus
Lineage: Eukaryota; Viridiplantae; Streptophyta; Magnoliopsida; Apiales; Apiaceae
Product: nuclear transcription factor Y subunit C-9
Exons: 1
Coding region: 1-828 (275 amino acids)
Biological process (GO): regulation of transcription by RNA polymerase II
Cellular component (GO): nucleus
Molecular function (GO): DNA-binding transcription factor activity, RNA polymerase II-specific; RNA polymerase II cis-regulatory region sequence-specific DNA binding; protein heterodimerization activity
Source: RefSeq, a predicted model, not a curated record
AUGGAUCAAAAAGGAGGGCACACACAGCCCCAGGUGCCAAACAUAGUCAGUGCAACUCAUCUCCCAUUUGGCAUAAAUCAGUAUGACUCUAAUCAAAUAGCAGGGACUCCUGGUAGGGGAUCAGUUGUAACGUCUGUGGGGUCUGUUGGGUCUACUGGCCCUGCUCCUAGUGGAGCACAGUUGGCACAACAACAGCUAGCUUACCAACAUAUGCAUCAACAGCAGCAACAACAAUUGCAUCUGCAACUUCAAUCUUUUUGGGCAAAUCAGUACCAAGAAAUUGAAAAAGUUACAGACUUUAAGAACCAUAGUCUUCCCCUUGCAAGGAUCAAGAAGAUCAUGAAGGCUGAUGAAGAUGUAAGAAUGAUAUCAGCAGAGGCACCCAUUGUAUUUGCCAGGGCAUGCGAAAUGUUCAUAUUGGAGCUGACUUUGCGAUCGUGGAACCAUACUGAGGAGAAUAAGAGGAGGACACUUCAAAAGAAUGAUAUUGCUGCAGCUAUUACUAGGACUGAAAUUUUUGACUUCUUAGUAGACAUAGUCCCGAGGGAAGAUAUAAAAGAAGAAGCAUUAACAUCAGUGCCAAGAGGUCCAGUGCCUGUUGGAGGGCCUUCAGAUUCAUUCCCAUACUACUAUAUGCCUCAGCAGCAGUCCCCACAGCCUGGAACUUCUGGGAUGAUCAUGAGCAAACCAGUUAUGGAUCCUGCUCUUUUCUCGCAACCACCUCACCCCUUCAUGGCUCCUCAAAUGUGGCCACAAGCACCACAACAAGCGCCACAACAAGGUCCACAUCAGGCACACCAGCAACCACAAUCACCCUCAGAUUCUUAG